Molecule: messenger RNA, 1706 nt
Organism: Annulohypoxylon truncatum
Lineage: Eukaryota; Fungi; Ascomycota; Sordariomycetes; Xylariales; Hypoxylaceae
Exons: 3
Coding region: 294-1523 (409 amino acids)
Molecular function (GO): dipeptidase activity
Source: RefSeq, a predicted model, not a curated record
AAUAAAGGCUGUACUACACUAGCAGCUAAACAAGUCUCGAGGGGCGCUCCCCUUUCUCCUUGUGCAACGGCCAAUCUUUCCCAGAGCGUACCUCACUUAUAGUACCCCGCACUGCCAGUUUUUGAGCAAUCGGCCUCAUGCUAUCGUCUGCCAUCGUUAGCGUCGCAUGCCGGAUCAAAGCCGUAAUGAACGAUGUACAAACAGGUAAUUAGAUCAACAGAUUAAUGUGAUUUCCAGUUCGGUGUCAAGUUCGUUUCAAUCUUAAUACACCAAGUGAAGGUUUAUAAAGAAACAUGGGGACUAUUGAUGUGGAAAGACUGCGAUCAGCUGUUAAAUCAACGAUCGACAAUGCCAAUCAAGAUUUAAGGAAAGGCAUCAACCAAGCAUUACACGAACACCCGGAGACUGCAUAUGAAGAAGAGUUCGCACAUACUACGAUCACCAAGUUUCUUGAAGACCGAGGAUUCAACGUGAAGCGCAGCACCUACGGCUUGGCAACAAGUUUUGAAGCCGAAACCGGCUCUUCCGGACGUCUCGUCGUUAUCUGCGCUGAGUAUGAUGCCUUGCCACAGAUCGGACACGCAUGCGGGCAUAAUCUAAUCGCCACCUCGUCCAUUGCUACUUUUCUCGGAGCUGCGGCAGCCUUGAAACAGAGUGGUGCUUCCGGACGGCUUCGCUUACUCGGAACCCCGGCCGAAGAGGGUGGGGGCGGCAAAGCGAAACUGAUUGAUGCCGGCGCGUUCAAUGAUGCCUCCGCCGCUAUCAUGGCUCAUCCAAUGCCGAAAAACCAACUUUCCAAUGAGUCUAAUGGCUGGUCUGGUUUGGCGGCAAUGAAAAUGAUUGCAAGUCACAAAUUCCACACUGAGUUUCGUGGCAAGACCGCACACGCCGCCAACGAGCCGUGGAAUGGCGUCAACGCUCUAGACGCUGCCGUGGCGGCAUAUAGCAGUAUCGGGCUACUUCGACAGCAAAUCAAACCAGAUGAGCGAAUCCAUGCCGUUAUUGAGGUCGGCGGUACAGUACCCAACGUCAUUCCGGACUACACGCGUAUGAACUGGAACGUUCGGAGUCCUACUAUCGCUGGGGCCGACAAGUUACUUUCUCGUGUCAAGGCUAAUAUAGAAGCCGCUGCGACGGCGACGGGAUGCGAGUUAAACUACAUCACUGCGCCGACGUACUCGAACAUGAUUGCAAACAAAUCUCUAUGCAAUACAUACGUGAGUGAGAUGUCAGCAAUAGGAGAGAAAGUACUUCUAUGGAGAGAAAAACCUGUAACGGCGUCGACUGAUAUGGGCAACGUUUCUCAAGUCGUGCCUAGUUUCCACGGCGCAUUCGGCAUCCCGACGGCCCCGGACGUUGCACUUCACAACCCUCGCUUCGCCGCAGCAGCGAGCACAGACGAAGCUCACGAGGUUUGUCUUCAGUGCGCUAAGGGAAUGGCAAUGUUAGUAAUGCAGGUACUUCUGGACGAUGAGCUUGCGUCCAACGCUAGAGGGGAUUUUGAACAUGAUAAAGACUGGUGAUCCUAGCUUUGUGUCCAUCGAUGGGGCCUCCAGAAGCGAUUAAAAGCCCUCUGUUCUGCUUGCUAGAGUAGAUCAGGCGUAAAUAAUAGGGGAUAUGGUAAGUCCGAUACCGGCAAUGAGGAAAUGGGAAAAGGGGGUAGCGUAAAUUGGAUCACCUGUAUGUUCUAAGUCACCUUACCUAGG